Mugil cephalus (flathead mullet) is the source of this 6025-nucleotide messenger RNA. RefSeq names its product ArfGAP with GTPase domain, ankyrin repeat and PH domain 2 (gene agap2). Gene Ontology annotation, molecular function: GTPase activity; GTP binding; GTPase activator activity. Bases 1443 to 4967 code for a protein of 1174 amino acids. Gene Ontology annotation, cellular component: nucleus. The transcript is spliced from 19 exons. The record is from RefSeq and is a predicted model, not a curated record. NCBI's taxonomy places the organism in Eukaryota, Metazoa, Chordata, Actinopteri, Mugiliformes, Mugilidae.
CUCCCGUCAUUUAGCGGGUCCGGCUGUGUGUGCACUGCUGCUUUACCACCAACCGUUACCCGCUGCCUCCCCCCUCCUCCCCCUCCUCCUCCUCCUCCUCCCCGGCAAGCAGGGAGAAAGAUGGAGGGGAGGGGAUGGGAUGAGCAAUAAAGAGCGGGGACCCUGCACAGUCUGAGAAGAGCAGCAAUAGAAACGGAGAGAGAGGGAGAGAGAAAAUAAAGGAGGGGAAGGGAGAGAGGAGAAGCAGGAUCCUUCUGCAUUGUAUGGAUCGCCUAUUGAAACAAGGAGGGGCAUGUAGAGGGAGGGACAUCGGAGAUUCCUAUCGGUGUGCUUGCGAGGGACGUGGAGAGAGACGAGCGGUGCAUGUGUGAGGGUGUGUGCAUGUGUGUGUGUGUAUGUGUGUGUGUCAUGUGCUUUGGACUCGGUGAACCUGUGCAGCGGCGUCUCUUUCGGAGGGGCUUCAGAGGCGGCCGAGGAGCUGUUUGAGCGGCGACUCGCCUCGGCGGCUCCUCUGUGCUGGCGGCGCGUUGUCAUGCCCAACGCCUGAUGCGCUCAGAGGACGCGGAACGGCCCAGGAGAGAGAGAGAGAGAGAGAGAGAGAGGGGCGUGAUGGCCGGACGCGCCCUCGCUCGGUCAUGCAUCCCCAGAUAUCCGGGCCCGGGCUUCUUCUGUUGCCUUCUCCUCCUGAUCCCCUCCAGCCCUCGUCAGUGUCCUCCCUGUGUUUCUCCGUGAGGCUGCCCGCCUUCCUGUCGCCGCGCUCUCUGAGUGGACGCUGCUGUCAACACACAUGUGAGGCUUGCGGUGGGAGCCCAUGAUCUGGACCGGACUGCAUUCAGCUCUGCGUGGACCUGUGCCAUGCCGCUUUAGGGUGACACCAAUGAAUUUUUAAAGACUUCACCUUUUCACGUUCUUAGUGACGUAUGAUGCGGGACAGUUCUCAUCAUUGACUGAACCGAGGUUUUUGCUGUCAGUGAAGAGGAAGGACUGAACGACAUGUGAGACGGGGAUGCUGCUCAUAAAAUAAGGUCAAGUAAAUAAUUAGCAUUGCCGUAAUUCGUUUGUCUCGGCAUCUGCAUGCAGUGUGCAGGUUUUAAUUCGUUGUUGGAACAAAAGAGCUGCUUUGACUGUGUGCUGAAGGCUGUCAGUAAGAGUGGAUUACGUUUUUCGCGUCCCAGAGAAAUGACAAUUACAGUCGGCAAAGAAAUCUGUGGCUGAAAUUAAAAUCCGAAACAAAGAAGAAGAGAUUGGGGGAUGGAUGAAACCAGCAGUCGCUCUGCUGUUGUGUCGUCUAAGGAGAAACUUAAUCUCCCUCCUCGUAAGUUUUUUGACUUUGUCGUGCCGUCAGAUUCUUCCACAUCCCGACACACUGACGAGCUGUCAGUCGUUCACGUUCCCGUGACUCGUUUCAUUCAUCUACUGUGUGUCCACUAAAGCCUGACCACAUGAGUGGAGGCGGCGCCCUGCAGCAACGCACCACCUACCUCAUUUCCCUCACCCUGGUCAAGGUAGAGGCUGUGGAGGAGAAUGGAGGAGAGGCCAAAAACAGCACUCAGGGGAGGGAGUUGGAGGCCGGACCAGGGGGAAGUGCGGGAGACGGGGCCAGGGUGAAAGUGGAGGCUGAAGGUGAAGCUCCCGCGCGGGCUGAGAAUGGAGCUGGAGUGGUUUUGGCGAAACCGCAAAUAGCCGGAGACGUCGCUGAUGUGAAAGGGGGCACCGGUGACCUCAAGGAUGGGGAGAGAAAACCUCUGAGCCCUCUGAAAGACAAACCGCCCUCCGGCGUCGAUGUCCCGAGUAAAGUCAGCGAAAAGCCACCAUGCAACCUCUCGAUCCCCUUACCUGCUGAGAGAGUGGCGGUUCAGAAGACGAAGUCUGCGGAUGUAGUCGAGAAGGCGCUCGCCACCCCAGAGGGAAAGCAAUGCAGGUCUCCGUCGCUGACCACGACACCGCCGACGGAGGCGGCCGAGCCCAGCCGCACCCCGACCAGGACCAGCCUUCCCAUGCGUCCGGCCGGGCAGCGGCCCGUGAGUCUGCUGAAGUCCCACAGCAGCGUGACCACCCGGGGCCGCGACUCCAGGGAGGGCAGAGAGCGCAGCCCCACCUCGGCUCAGAGCCUCGACCGCAAGGACUGCCGCGUGACGCCGCGCUCCCCGGGCCCCUGCAGGGCCUCCUGGGCCGAGGCGAGCCGGCCCGAAGGGUGGAGGGACGAGGCUCAGGUCGGAUUACCCCUGGAGAUCGGCGGGGGCAUGGCUGCGGUGAUGAGAGACAUGCCCAGAAAGGAGAGGCUAAAGACGGGUUCGGCGUCCCUCCCCGCGCCCCCCACCCAGGCCCCCAAACCAGCACGAAAGGGUAAAAGCCGCACGCUGGAUAACAGCGACCUGAACAGUCUCUCUGAGGACCUGGGGCUGGUCAGAGAAGCCCAGCAGGCGCAGCAGGGCCAGCGAGGAUCCGCCAAGGACAGGAAGAUGCUCAAGUUUAUCAGUGGCAUUUUCACAAAGAGCAGUUCGGGGGCAGCGGGGUCAUCGUCCACAGCGCCUCCUGUCUAUAUACAGAGAGACUCCAGCGAAGAGGAAGUAAGUAUCGCCAACAGCCAGGAGUGGACCCUGAGCAGAUCCAUCUCCGAGCUGAGACUGGGCAUUCUGGGAAGCCAGAAAAGUGGCAAGUCAGCGCUGGUGAACAAAUACAUCACGGGCAGUUAUACUGCGAUCGAGAAGCCUGACGGUGGCAGAUAUAAAAAGGAAGUGCUGGUGGAUGGUCAGAGUCAUUUAUUACUGAUCCGAGAGGAAGCUGGGCCACCUGAUGCACAGUUCAGCAGCUGGGUCGAUGCCGUGAUCCUGGUCUUCAGCCUGGAGAACGAAGCCAGCUUCAAGGACCUGUAUGAGCUCUACAGCCAGCUGAACGCCCACCGCUCAGACAUCCCGGUCAUAGUGGUCGGCACCCAAGAUAAAAUCAGCAGCACCAACCCUCGUGUGAUUGAGGAUCAGAGGGCCAGGCAGCUGUGUAUCGACGUGCGCCACUCACUGUUUUACGAGACCUGCGCCACUUACGGGUUCAACGUUGAUCGAGUAUUUUCAGAGGCCGCCCAGAAGAUUGUGGCUCUGAAGAGGCAGGCGGCGCUUCAGGCCUGCAAGUCUCUGCCCAACUCGCCCAGUCACUCUGGAGGCUCCACGCCUGGAUCAGCAUCCUUCCCUGGACAGGCCAGUAAUGGCCCCAGUAGUGGCUACGCCUACUCCCUCCCCUCCACCCCCGUGGUGGGCCACAGAGAGCUGCGGGUUUCACAGGGAGAGGGGGGAGGCAGUGUCAACUCACGUGCUCUGAAGGGCAUCCCCAGACGGCCCUCCCUGUUCAAGAACCGGGACCCGGACAAAAAAGCCGGUGAUGCCAAAGGAGACGCGAGCAGCCAGCGGGGCACUCCCAUCAAACAGGGCAUCCUGUGGAAGAGGAGCGGGAGCUCUCUGAACAAGGAGUGGAAGAAGAAAUACGUCACCCUGUCCAAAAAUGGCACACUGUCUUACCACUCCAGCCACAGUGACUACAUGCAGAAUAUUCAUGGAAAGGAAAUUGACCUGCUACGUGUGACAGUUAAAGUUCCUGGGAAACGUCCUCCAAGAGCGGUCGCACCUGUGGGCCCCUCACCUGUACCCCCAGGAGCUGGAGUUAACGGGCUGAGUAAAGAGCAGACAGCCGCUGAUAGCAGCAGUACAGUUCCUCAGCUGUGUCCGGCCACUCUCUCUGUAGUCGACGACCGGUCUGGUGGUUUGUCCCCUCAAGGAGGACUUCAGCGCUGCCCGUCCUCAUUGUCCACCAAAGCACAAAGUGUCGACACCCUGGAAGGGACAGCCAGUCCUUUUUCUGGAAAGGACGCCAGCCAAUCAUCUCCAAUGAGUGACAGGAAGAAGAACAGGAGGAAGAAGAGCAUGAAUCAGAAGGGAGAUGCGGCCGCUGGGCAAGCUGAAGCCAAACGCAAAAUGUGGAAAUUAAAGAGCUUUGGUAGCUUGAGAAACAUUAAUAAGACAGAAGAAGAGAAUGCAGACUUCAUCAUCGUGUCGUUCACCGGACAGACGUGGCACUUUGAGGCCCCGAGCCUGGAGGACAGGGACUCCUGGGUGGCGGCCAUAGAGAGCCAGAUCCUGGCGAGCCUGCAGUCGUGCGAGAGUGGCAGAAACAAGGCACGGAGGAGCAGUCACAGUGAGGCCGUGGCACUGCAGGCGAUCCGAAACGCCAAAGGCAACAGUCUAUGUGUGGACUGCGAAGCACAGAAUCCCACCUGGGCCAGUCUCAACCUGGGCGCGCUGAUCUGCAUCGAGUGCUCGGGGAUCCACCGAAACCUGGGCACCCACCUGUCUCGUGUUCGGUCUCUGGACCUGGACGACUGGCCCGGUGAGCUCACGCAAGUCCUGGCCGCCAUCGGAAACCACAUGGCCAACAGCAUCUGGGAGAGCUGCACCCAGGGCCGAGCCAAACCCACGCCCACGGCAACACGAGAGGAGAGAGAGUCGUGGAUCCGUGCUAAGUAUGAACAGCGGGCGUUCGUGGCGCCCCUUCAGCCGGCAGCAGGGAGCCAGCUUCCAGACGACGGCAUGGCGACGUGGCUGCUCUCUGCCGUGACUGAGAGAGAUCUGCCCAGGCUGCUGCUUCUUCUGGCCCACAGCACCAAGGAGCAAAUCAACGCUCAGCCGGCGGGGUCGCCUUCGUCGCCUCACACGGCUCUGCACGCCGCCUGUCAGCUGGGAGACGUCGUCAUGACUCAGCUGCUCGUCUGGUACGGAAUCGAUGUGAAAGCGAAAGAUAGCCAAGGCCAGACGGCCAUGAUGAUGGCCAGAAAGACGGGGAGCAAAGGCUGCAUCGAUAUUCUGCUCCAGCACGGCUGUCCCAAUGAGCCGUCCCCCGCCCCCGCCACUCCCAUCCUCACCCGCCGCUCCAGCACCGCCAGCCUAGGACGCAACAGCUCCAGGAAGCGGGUGUCAUAGCGUGGACUGAAGACGCUGCCACAGAGGGGGAACCGGAGGGCGCUCAUAUUUUAGAAAACUUUCAAAGCAAGGGAACAGGAGAGGGGUGUAGUAUAAAGAAGCGACAGGACGAUAAAGUAGUACGAAGGACACAACAUUUGUUUCUGAAGACUGAACAACAUAUCAAACAAUUUAAAAGCAAUAUUUAUUCAAUUUGUUGAUGCCGGACAUAUUGCUGAAAUACUGUGUUGUUGUCGACCUCAUUUCAAAAUAACUCAAGUAAAACUGUAGCCCUCUUCUGAUAUCGUAGAGCAGACUCUCGUGCUGCUUCUGUUUCACUUCCUCCAGAAGAAGUGCAAUAAUCCAGCUAUGAUGGUGAAAAGCAACAAAUUUUAACUGUGUCGUACGGUUGUGACAGACCUCGAGAGGCUGAUGCUUUUAUUCAGAUUUGUUGUGACUGGACCAAAACUGCUAAUUAUUUUUCUUUGGCUUUACAGAUUAAACCUACAAUAUGUCAUGUUGUUAGUUACUGUUUGUCAGUUUGGCCGAUAUAAACAGUUUUUCAGUAACGACUCAGCGGAGAUAAUUCUGCGUAGACUAGAAAAAUGAAUGGAACAUGGAACAUGUCAGUGUUACGAUCACAGGUCCCAGGAUUUAAUAUAAUGUAAAUGUAUCUAUACUACAUGCUUAAUGUUAAUCUCUGUAACGAAGACACAACUGAAAAACCCAACUCAAUUUUGUAAAUGGUUUCUUACUGGUAGUUAUAAAAAAACCUGUUUGUUUUUUUUCAUUGUCUUUUAUAAUUUCUUAUUCUCCUACAUGUCAUGAUGCUGUAAACAGAUGGUUUCACUUACGUAAACGCGUGGCUAUUUGUUGAGAGUUUUAUUUGGGAGACUACAUGAAGACAUUUAUUUACAUUCAUGUUACUGUUGUGUAGGUCGACGCCCAUGAGUUUACAGUGAAGUACGAAGCGGUUGCAGGUGUCCCUCUGACACCUGGUGGGUCAUGUAAAUCCCUCAUGAGCUAAAACAAAUGGUUACGGGAAUACAAUAAACUUUUUUUAAUUAGCAUUAAAUGGA